UGGGCGGGGCUUGUUUGUCACCCUUUGAGGCUGAAGUUGACUUUACGUCAUGAAGGAGAUAAAACCCAGUCUGACUCGGACCGCGCUCUCAUUUCUCCGAGCCGAACAGCUGUGCGAGCAGCCCAAGUCCGACCCCAACAAGGAAACAAAAACAAAUACAAAUUGGAGUCAAGCUUCAAAAGUAACAAAACAACAGAACAAUGAGCUUCGCGACAGCAAUGGAGGUCAACGUGGAAGCCAGGCGGAUCCUGGCUGUGUCGAUCAGCAAGCUGUACGCCUCCAGGAGCCAGAGAGGAGGACUGAGACUCCACCGGAGCCUCCUGCUCUCCAUGGUCAUGAGGUCCGCCCGGGACAUCUACCACUCCUCCCGGGAGAGCGAGCUGGCGAGCGGGGAGCAGCCGGCCGCCGAGGAGCCGAUGGACACCAACUGUGACCCCAAAGAGAAAGCCCGGCUCGCGCCGGAGCCGGCGGACUCCUCCGCCGACAUGGCCCCGGAGGUUCCGGACAAAGACGAGAGCGACUGCGACGUCGCGGAGGACAAGGAGAACCAUAGCCCGACAAAGCAGUCCAGGAAGCGGCGCGGCAAGGCGUCGGCGGCGCCCGACUUCCUUCCCAGCAAGAGGGCGAGGCUGGAGCCCGGGGAGGAGCGCUACGCGGCCCCGCCGGGCAGCUGCCGAGCCGGGCUGGGGGACUCCCUGAGCGCCCUGUCUCUAAAUCAGGUCAUUCCAGCCUUCUGAGGGGACACGGGGACAAAGUGGACUCUGUCAGUGGAGUGAUUGUUUACUCCUGAUCCGAACCGAUUCGGUUUGGUUCCCUUUUACGCACGAGGCGGCCGAUCGGCGCCAAAGGCGGAGGGAUUCCAGGCGCAGAGCGCCGCGUACCUGCCGGGCUUGGAAAGCCCCUGCGCGGAACAACAACAACCAGAAGGAGAAGAAGAAGAAGAAGAGCUACAGAAGCUGGAAAGUUUGAGGAAGAACCGGCCGAUGACUCAUGUCAGUUCAAUGAGUCCAGACAAGUGACUGCUGCUGCUGAGUCAAAACGUGUGGAUGUGUGAAUCAGCAGAGAGAGCCAAUCAGAGGACAAGUGAAGUGGUAAACAGUCGACCACAGGGCCGCACACACGCACGCUCACACGCGUGUGACAGGCACUUCAGGGAAUUUCUGAUCUUCCUGACCGGGAAGAAGACUUCAAACACUGAAAGAGGAAGGACAGUUGUGGCUUUACGCACACAUUCGACUGCUGCUGUGGACUUUGUUCAAUCGAUACUACUGCUGGGGGAGCUGCCCUACUUACCCUGAUCAGAUGGUGCUUCGUCCUCAUUGGACAGCCUAUUGACGUUUGUUUGUUUUUGGUGUGAAAUCCCCCUGUUCUGUGAAAUAACAUACCUCACAUUCCAAGCUGCUUUCACGUUUUUUGUGUGGUAAAAAUGUAAUAAAUCUGUUGAAAUGAU
Molecule: messenger RNA, 1450 nt
Organism: Oryzias melastigma (Indian medaka)
Lineage: Eukaryota; Metazoa; Chordata; Actinopteri; Beloniformes; Adrianichthyidae
Gene: ier2b
Product: immediate early response 2b
Exons: 1
Coding region: 201-737 (178 amino acids)
Source: RefSeq, a predicted model, not a curated record